AUGAUGUAUGUAUUCACGUUAGCUGCCAAUAGUGAAAUGACAUGUCAGUUGCCACCUUUGCGCAAGAGGCCUCGAAACUUCUAUGCGACCAAUAGUGAGCUAACCUUAUCAACCAUUCCAAUGACGUGGAAGGAAAAGACAUUGGGUAUUAAGCUCGCCGAUCUGUGUGCGAUUGGGAAAUACCGUCUCGCAAUUAUAGAGUAUGUCGACAAAAAGGCAUUUGAAAGGAAAAUCGAAAAAUUCAUUCUCAUACCGCCUCACAUCGCAAUUAUAGAGUAUGUCAACGAGAAGGCAUUUGAAGCAUGUUUCGGCAAAAAUUUCGGGAUGUACCACAGCACUCGAGAAAUUAAGGGCCUUUUGUAG
Messenger RNA from Striga asiatica, 363 nucleotides. The record is from the annotation of a GenBank genome assembly. NCBI's taxonomy places the organism in Eukaryota, Viridiplantae, Streptophyta, Magnoliopsida, Lamiales, Orobanchaceae.